Molecule: messenger RNA, 3917 nt
Organism: Oncorhynchus tshawytscha (Chinook salmon)
Lineage: Eukaryota; Metazoa; Chordata; Actinopteri; Salmoniformes; Salmonidae
Product: chromobox protein homolog 2
Exons: 5
Coding region: 894-2684 (596 amino acids)
Biological process (GO): negative regulation of transcription by RNA polymerase II
Cellular component (GO): heterochromatin; PRC1 complex
Source: RefSeq, a predicted model, not a curated record
GAUAAAGAAAGCAAAGGAAUACACAUUUUACUGCAAUGGAUCUAUUUUACCUUGUUCACUAGUCUUUCUAACACUCUCCACUAUUGAUGGUCUUUCCACUUAAAUCUUUCAGAGUUUUUUGUCAUUCUUACUCCCCUGUCUGUCCCCACAGGCCUCUGCACGGGAUGCGUUGUUGGAUGACUCUGUGAUGCUUGCCAAGAAACUGCAGGAUAUCGGCCAACCAGUGACACUGAGGGUGGUGGAGGACCUCUCACAUGGCUUCAUCGGCCUAUCGGGACUCGCUAGGGAGAUACAGGUAGCUUCAGACAUCUUUGCGUAGAGCGAAUCAGAGAGUACUGGCAAGCGACCAAAGUUUGAAAGGACCAAUCGUGGGGCUGGCCCAUCAAAUGGAGGGGCUGAAGCGAUGCCUAUAACACCCAGGGGAAAAAAACAAGUUUUAUUGAGAAAAACGUUUACUUACUAUGACUGAGUUAACAUAUGUGGUUGUCUUACCCAGCUACCUGAAUCAACUAACUGUAAGUCGCUCUAAAAUGUACAUAAUAACUUUGAUCACUGUGAAAUUCUGACAAGUGUGCUGAAAUAUUUUAUAUAUACAAAUAUCUUGCAUGUGAAAUGUAAUACUCAAGUUUAAUGGUCGAAUAAUAACUUAACUUAAAUAACUUAAAUGUUCGAAGUAUUUGCCUUUUAUGGAGCCUAGAAAAUAUCGGAUAAUAAUUGUAACACUGUAAUAACGAGGCUCUUAAAACAAAAAGCUAUACAGGGGCUCUAGAAUGAAGAAGUGAAAGUGACGUAUCAGAUGCACGGGUGCCUGAACUACGGAUGCCGCUGGAGGGCAAUAUUUUCUCCCUGUUCCGCUUUUCCUUUCGUAAAAAAAGGAGAGAGGGGCUGUAGCAAUGGAGGGGGUAACUGUAGGGCACGUAUUUGACGCCGAAUGCAUCCUCAACAAACGUCCACGAAAGGGGAAGUUUGAGUAUUUGGUGAAGUGGAGAGGGUGGUCGUCCAAACAUAACAGUUGGGAGCCUGAAGAGAAUAUUCUGGACCCCAGAUUACUGGCUGCCUUCCACAAGAGAGCGCAAGAGAGGGAGCUACUCUUCCGUAAGAGAGGGAAGAGGCCAAGGGGACGUCCACGGAAAAUUCUGGAACCAGAACCAACUGAAACCAAAUCCGACCGCUCCUCCUCCUCCUCUUCAUCCGGCCUGUCCUCCUCUCCCUCCUCCUCUUCCUCAGAAGAAGAAGAAGAGGAAGACCACAGGAAGAAGGCCAAACCAGGUCCUCGCCUCCGCAACCUCUACCCCGUCCCCCAGAAGAGGCCCCAGAUUGUUGUGGCCAAAAAUGAGCCCGCCCGGAAAAAGCGCGGGAGAAAACCGCUGCUCCCCGAGCUGAGGGCUUUGAGACAGGCAAAGACCCGGCCGCCCCUCCCGCCCCCUUCUCCUUCUCGCCACCAGCAGGUCCUCAGGCCCCCCCGCGAGCCCUUCAAAGAGGAACCCCGAGGGGGGGUGAAGAAGCCUCUACAGCCAGCCAGUUUCACCUACACUGGCCUGAGCUCCAGCCGGGGCUCCAGAGAUGAGGUGGCACACCAGGUGGCUGCUGGAGGGGCCUUCUACCAGGCAGGGGCCUCCAAACCUGGGCCGCUGAACUCCAUUUGGUCAGGUCGCUCCAUGUCGACCAACACCCCCACCCCAUCCUCUCCAUCCUCCUCUUCCUCUCUCUGCAGACCUCCCCAGCCUUACAGUAAGGGCUGGUCAGAUCUGAAGCGCUCCCUCUCUGUCUCCGACGCCGGCAGCAGCAAUGGCAGAGCAGAAGGGUUCAAGGUGGCUUCCUCUCUAAAACCAGGGAUGUCUACAUCCACACUCUGUCUCCACAGCUCCAAGACCUCCAGUGGGUGUGGGGGCUCUUCAACGGCAUGUAGCCCAGCUCAGCGCUUCCCAGCUGGGCAGAGGAGGCAGCAGGAGGGCCCAGGAGGUCAGGCAGGGAUGGUGGUUCAGCAGCAGGGAGCCAAGCCCCCCUCCUCUACCCCUCCCUCGGCCAGAGACCGCAUCAGUCAGGCCCUCAGCCUCCGGGCUCUCAACCUGCAGAGUGUCAAAAGAAUUGCGCCCGGCAAUGGUCCCCAGGGAAACGGGACCUCCAGCACCACUGGAGUUGCAGUUUCGAGGUUGAGCCUGAGAAGCAGUGCCAGCCCGGCAGGAAAAAGAGCAGGGGGGAGCAUUAAAGAGACACACACCUCGUCUGGGCUGAACCAGGGCCUGGUGUCGGGAGGGUUAGGGGGAGGGGCACUGCACUCUGGAAGCGUGCCACCAGCCAGAGUGGAGAGGGGGGAGAGAGGGAAGGACACUGGGGCAGAGACAGAGAGAGAGAUGGACAACAAGGGACCAGGGGGUGUAGGGAGGGGGAAUGGAAGGGUGGAGAAAGGGGGAGUGUACAGGCACAGGGAGGCGUGUCCACAGCCCGCAGAGGCAGAGCUAACGGGGGGAGACAGGAGGACAGGAAGUCAGGACAGAGCCUUACCGUUAAUGAGCGGAACUCCCGGACCCUUAACGAGCUCAGCACGGGUGACUCAGAUGACACCAGCAGCAGCGAAUCAGAAGAGUGUGACUCCCCCUAUCCCGACAACAACAACAGGGCCCGCCUUGUCUCUAUGGAGAUGGAAACGGAGACGGACUGGCGGCCGGCGCGGAGCCUUCUAGAGCACGUGUUCGUCACGGAUGUCACCGCCAACUUCGUCACGGUAACAGUGAAGGAGUCGCCGACCAGCGUGGGGUUCUUCAACGUCCGCAAUCACUAAAGCCUGUCCGUGUAUGUACAGGACACCCAUAUAGACACAGGCCAUUUCCCCUCCCAAUGGUUAAAGGGACAUUACGCUUUCAAAUCAAAGUUUGACAGACAUUUUCAGACCUCUAAAGUAGUCUAAUGUCAAGAUAAAACCCACUAUAGCUGGAUCUACAUAAGCUAUAUUAUGUGACGCGGUUUCAUUAGAAUACUCUAGAGGUCUGAAAACAUUUGACAUUUUAUUUAUGAGUGAAAUGUCUCUUCAAGGUAAGAAUCUGGAGGGAGCUUAAACUCACUAAGCUGAUCCUGUAUCUGUGCCUAAGGGCAACCUAUACCUGGAAUAAUAAGAUACAACAUGACAUUAGGCUUGAUUCCAAACCCAUCCCUGGUCCCUUUAGCCCAAUGAUUGCCCCUUUGAAGAUUUGCAAGGAUUGGAUCUGAGACAUAACAGUCAAUUAGGCUUUGGGCCUAGUUCCAUUUCUGCCUUCAACCCUUUCGCCUAGGUCCUUCACUUUUCAGCAUAUUUUUUCUUCUACAUAUCCAGUCUUUUUAGAUCUGCGAGGGGGAGUCAACAAGGGAUAGGGGAAAGAGAAUGUUUUGUUAUUGGACCCUCGUCAAUUGAAGACUUUUGUGAAGACAUAGCUGUCUGUAUAGCUAUGCCAGCAUAUCCCAUCUUACUUUGUAUUCUCUUUGGACCAAAAGAGUCAUGAAUGUGAAUUGUGUAUUUUUUUAAAAUCUGUUAAAAAAUGGUAUUCUGUCAGUCAGUAUUUCUCUUGCACUACAGUAUGUUAUUGUAAUCUUUUAAGCCAAUUAUAUUAGACUGAAACAUACCUUCUCAUCUCAAGCAGGCAUGACAUUUUUUUAGUUAUCUUCCAGUGUUAUCCUGCCUACCUGUGGCGAAGAGUAUUUGAAUUGAAUACAAUCACAGUCAUUGAUAGUAAGAGCAUCAUAGGAGGUGGAGAAGUGUUUUAAUUUAAUUUAUAUUUGUACAUAUGUUUCUCUCUUGUUGAUAUGAAUAUGUAUCUGUAACUCUGGUGCUUAUUAUAGCUUCACAGCUUCAGAAACUCGUAGCCUGUGUGCCUCCUGCCAUUUCUAAGGUAUUGAAAUAAACCGUGAGUACUUGUAAAAGUGGGUGCUUAACCAUACCAAAA